UUGCAGUGGUAAAAAUUAGAGUUGAUAAUUAUGAGUCCAUUUCACAUCAUCAUUAUGUGGUUGUCUGUAAUAAUUGGCAUACCAUUUGGGUGUGUUGGCAGGUAUGAGAGAAGAUCAUCAGGCGGCCUGUUUGUGUUUGGUGAUUCCCUGUUUGAUCCUGGGAAUAACAACUACAUCAACACUACUACUCAAUUCCAAGCUAAUUGGUGGCCUUAUGGUGAAUCCUUCUUCAACCCUCCUACUGGCAGAUUUUGUGAUGGUCUAAUCAUUCCUGAUUUUAUUGCUGAAUAUGCUGACCUGCCACUGAUUCCAUCUUAUUUUGAGACUGGAAAAGAGCGUUUUGUCCAUGGAGUCAAUUUCGCAUCAGCAGGAGCUGGCUGUCUACUUGAAACUUAUCGUGGCUUUGUUAUUGACCUUAAAACACAAUUGAAAUAUUUCAAGAAAGUGGCAAAAGAUUUGAAGAAGAAGUUUGGAGGAAAAAAAUCUAAACGACUUCUCUCCAAUGCUGUAUACAUGUUUAGCGCAGGAAAUAAUGAUUACUCAAAAUUUGACGCAACGUAUCCAAAACAUGAAUAUGCAAAGAUGGUAAUGGGCAAUUUGUCAUCUGUUUUGAAGGGAAUAUAUCAGGAAGGAGGGAGAAAAUUUGUCAUCCUUACUUUGGCUCCUUUGGGUUGUACACCAGGUUCUAGGGCUCUUAAUUUCCAACAAGGAAAUAAAAGUGCCAAUUGCGUAGAAGAACUGACAACCCUUGCAAAAAUACACAAUUCAGCUUUGCCUAAAAUGCUAAAGAAACUAGAGCAACAGUUGCCUGGAUUUAAGUAUUCCUUAUUUGAUUUCUUCAAAGUUGCUACUGAAAGAAUUCUCAAUCCUUCAAAAUAUGGGUUUAAAACAUCAAAAAUAGCUUGUUGCGGGACGGGUCCAUUCAGAGGAAUAAAUAGUUGUGGAGGGAAGAGACAAGUAAAAGAAUACAAGUUGUGCAAAAAUGUAAAGGAUUACAUAUUUUUUGACUCUGGUCAUCUCACAGAAGUGGCAUACAAACAAGUUGCUGAAUUACUAUGGAAUGGAACUGUGGAUGUUAUUGAGCCUUACAACUUGAAGUCAUUUUUCAAUCAACCAGCAUAGCUUAUAAUUGAAUAAACAUCAAUUUUGUUAACAUGUAUGAUGACUUCAAACUCAUUCAUGCUUGAGUUGGAGAAUGAUCUGAAUUAAUGCAAAUAAAUUCCC
Messenger RNA from Solanum dulcamara, 1224 nucleotides. RefSeq names its product GDSL lipase-like. Gene Ontology annotation, molecular function: hydrolase activity, acting on ester bonds. The record is from RefSeq and is a predicted model, not a curated record. The transcript is spliced from 5 exons. NCBI's taxonomy places the organism in Eukaryota, Viridiplantae, Streptophyta, Magnoliopsida, Solanales, Solanaceae. Bases 31 to 1122 code for a protein of 363 amino acids.